CGAGCCGUUGGAUCAUCCCCGGAUGCAGAAUCUGAUUACACAAGGUGGAAUUGAAGUUGAUGCAGAGAUUGAUGAAGGUUAUCGCAGCAGAUCGGAUUCUGCAUGUGAUCAUUAUGAAGACGAAGAUCAAAAGGCUAAAGAAACCAUGGAAGUUCACAAGGUGUCCAAUGUUGAUCAACCUUGUGAGCAAAAAACUGGGGAAAUUCCACCCCAGCAUCUUGAGUUCUUCGUCCAUGGCGAUAAUUGUAGCUUGGUUCCGUUCGAACUGAUUGAUUCUUCCGCCGCCGCUGCCACAGAGACAGAUAGCCGACGUCGUCACAAGGUGGCAGAGGGUCAAGAAUCAGAGGAUCGGAAUGAAGAUGUUAUUUUGGAUUUUGAUAUGCUUUCUGGUGGUGUGGAAACCGAACCAGUUUUCGAGAAUUGGCACACGUCGGGAGAUAGUGUGAUAAGUUUUUCCUGUCCCAAGAGAAAACCGAAACCACUGUCAGUAUCAGUAUCGCUAGUUGAAGCAAAUUUGGAGCAGAAUUUUGGUCCAUCAAUUAAAGAAAAACCUAGGAAUCACAAUCUUGAAGCUCUUGUGGAAAGCAGAGAAGCCUCAGAAGAAGUGACAGAAAUGCAGGGAGAUGAAUUUGAAACAGAAGUGUCCAUUGGAACGGAAAUUCCUGAUCAUGAACAAGUGGAUGAGUAUCAAAUUCAUGAUAUUCCUCCGGAGGACUCAAAUCAACACAUGCAAGAAGAUUCAUCUGCUAGCGCAGUCAGGUUUCGUGUCCAAGAUGAAAGUGGUGGUGAUAAAGAUGAGGAGUUUGUAGAAUUUCAAACCAUGUCAGUUGAGACAAGCAUGCCAAAAGUACUAAGGAACCAUUUGGAAUCAUCUUUGGAGUUCAAUGAGAAUGAAGCGGAGAAAAUUCCUGAUACUCCCGCUUCUGUAGAGAGGAGAGAAUCAGGAACAGAAGAAUCCUUGGAUGGAAGCAGCACCAUAAGCGAUAUAGAACCCGGCGAGCUCACCAUUGAGAAGCUAAAAUCAGCAUUGAAAGCUGAAAGGAAGGCCUUGAGUAGUGCAUAUGCAGAACUAGAAGAAGAGAGAAGUGCGUCUGCUGUAGCAGCGAAUCAGACAUUGGCAAUGAUAAAUAGGCUUCAGGAAGAGAAAGCAGCUAUGCAGAUGGAAGCUCUUCAGUACCAAAGAAUGAUGGAAGAACAAUCCGAGUAUGAUCAGGAGGCAUUGCAGCUUCUGAAUGAUCUAAUGGUUAGAAGGGAGAAGGAGAAGCAAGAUCUAGAAAGAGAGCUCGAAACAUACAGAAAGAAGUUUCAGGAAUUGGAGGUUAAAGAAAAAUCAACAAUGUCAAGAAGAGAUGUAACUAACUCAAACUCAUCAGUUUCUUGCAGCAAUGAGGAAGAUAGUGAUGGUCUAUCUGUAGAUUUGAAUCAAGAAGCAAAGGAAGAGAAUGGAUUCUAUGGCGAACAGAACACGAAUACGCCUGUAGAUGCUGUCCUCUACUUGGAGGAAUCUCUAGCAAACUUUGAGGAAGAGAGGUUGUCAAUUCUAGAACAGCUCAAGGUGCUGGAAAGAAAGCUUGUCAAGCUGAAUCAUGAAGAAGAUGUUUGUCAUGAGAAUGGAAAUGGAUACUAUAACCAUGUGAAUGGAUUUGCAAAUGGUCAUUCCUACAUCAAUGGUGGGAGGAAAAUCAUGGGUCAAAAAGGCAAGAGGCUUCUUCCAAUUUUUGAUGCAAUAGGAAAAGAAGAGAAUGGGACGGAUUUCAAUUUGAACUCAGUGGAAAAUAUUUCAAUGGAAGAGGCUGAUUUAGAGGAAGAAUUGGAUGAUGUUUAUGAGAGAUUACAGGCACUAGAGGCUGAUAGAGAGUUUCUAAAGCACUGUAUCAGUUCCGUGAGGAAAGGGGACAAAGGCUUAGACCUUCUUCAAGAGAUUUUGCAGUACCUUCAUGAUCUGAGGAAUGUGGAUCUCAGACUUAAGAACAUGAGCGAUCUUGCUGUAUAACUAGUUCUUGCUCAUUUUUGCUACAAGGAUAAUAGGCAUAGUAAUGUUGAUGAUGAUCCACAAGUUCAACUGAAGAAGUACAUGAAUACAUGGGCCAGCUAGAUAAGGGAAAGUAUUAAUCAUAUGGCUUCUAAACUUUUGAACAAAAAUGUCAAAGGAGGUUCCCUGGUGGGAAG
Molecule: messenger RNA, 2169 nt
Organism: Neltuma alba
Lineage: Eukaryota; Viridiplantae; Streptophyta; Magnoliopsida; Fabales; Fabaceae
Product: myosin-binding protein 2-like
Exons: 4
Coding region: 23-1993 (656 amino acids)
Molecular function (GO): myosin binding
Source: RefSeq, a predicted model, not a curated record